UCCGCCUAGUCAUCAGUUAAUCAACAAAUAUCAUUGACCAUUUUCGUUACGCAUGAAGUUUACUUUUGCAUUAACCAACAUUGAUUUAUUUUAACAUUUCGCCUAUUAUACUUUAAGGACAAUGUCUUAUCAAUUAUAUCGAAACACGACAUUAGGUAAUACGUUACAAGAAAGUCUUGAUGAACUGAUCCAGUAUGGACAAAUUACGCCACAAUUAGCAAUUAAAGUAUUAUUACAAUUCGAUAAGGCAAUAAAUCAAGCGCUUGCAACCAGAGUUAAAUCAAGACUUUCAUUUAAGGCUGGUAAAUUAAAUACAUAUAGAUUUUGUGACAAUGUAUGGACAUUUAUGCUAAAUGAUGUGGAAUUUCGAGAAGUCCAGGAAGUUGCUGUAGUAGAUAAAGUUAAAAUUGUUGCAUGCGAUGGAAAAACAUUGGAUGCUGACGCAACAACAAGGCGAUAACAUCACUAUUUUCUCCAAGCAAAUGUACCUAUAUUACAUCACAGAUAAGAAAAUACUAGCCACAUAAAAAUUUCACAAUAGACAGUAAUACAAGUAAAAUACAUUGUACGUUUAAUAUAGGUAUACAAUUUUCAUUUGCUUACCUAUAACAGUUAAAUCUUAUCAUCAAGUAACUGUAAUUAUGACACUAUGUUGAAAGUAGGAGCAUAAAGAUUACUUGCUUUUUUAUCAUACCAGAAGCUAGCAUUAGAUUUAUUUUUAUAUUGUAUUUGGAAAAUGAACAGACUUUAUACAUCAUAUUAUGUCUACUAUACAACUUAUCUUCGGGAAAUACAAAAAUAUGUUGUAUGAUAUAAUCUUCCUGUGGUCCAACGUGUUGUUCCAAAGAUGUAAAUAAUUUUACGAACGAGACUGCAAGGUUUAUUAAGAUAUCUGAAUAAGUGAUACUAAGUGGCAUUAAGGAUAUACAUGAACAUAGU
Messenger RNA from Colletes gigas, 939 nucleotides. It is a transcript of the gene TfIIA-S, whose product is annotated as transcription initiation factor IIA subunit 2. Lineage: Eukaryota; Metazoa; Arthropoda; Insecta; Hymenoptera; Colletidae. The coding region runs from base 122 to 460 and encodes 112 amino acids. Gene Ontology annotation, biological process: RNA polymerase II preinitiation complex assembly; transcription initiation at RNA polymerase II promoter. Gene Ontology annotation, cellular component: transcription factor TFIIA complex. The record is from RefSeq and is a predicted model, not a curated record. The transcript is spliced from 4 exons. Gene Ontology annotation, molecular function: TBP-class protein binding; RNA polymerase II general transcription initiation factor activity.